Rhagoletis pomonella (apple maggot) is the source of this 1143-nucleotide messenger RNA. Its product is annotated as odorant receptor 63a-like. Gene Ontology annotation, cellular component: plasma membrane. Lineage: Eukaryota; Metazoa; Arthropoda; Insecta; Diptera; Tephritidae. Gene Ontology annotation, molecular function: olfactory receptor activity; odorant binding. The record is from RefSeq and is a predicted model, not a curated record. The transcript is spliced from 9 exons. Gene Ontology annotation, biological process: sensory perception of smell; detection of chemical stimulus involved in sensory perception of smell. The coding region runs from base 1 to 1143 and encodes 380 amino acids.
AUGAUUUUAGACAAAUCGGCCGAAGUUCGUGAACGUAAUUUUAAUUCAAUAAAAGUGCUGUUUGGAGUUUCUUAUGGAUUAGGCGUUAAUUUGACCGCACCCAGUAAAUUUAAAGAAUCGUUGAGAAUCGUUAAUGUGAUUUUGGUGGUGAGUAGCACGCUGUCCUUGUACGCCCAUUGGUGCUACCUCCAGAGAAAUUUCGAUAGCAUUCCUCUCUUAGCUGAGACUGUUUGCACUGCUUUGCAGACUCUCAUUUCGCUCUUCAAAAUGGUGUACUAUCUGUUAAGGCAAAGAACCUUUUACCGUCUACUGGAACAGGCUUUAACCCACGACCUAAUACAUAAAAUAGAAAUAUUUCAACACGAUCUCCCCGUAAAAUACCAAUUGAAGCAAGAGAUCGAUAAUAUAAUGACUGACAUUUGGCGCACCACUCGUCGGCAAAUAUUGUUUUAUUUCUCUUGUUGUCUGGCGAUUGUGUGCAACUACUUUUUUGCUGCGUUAUUUGUAAAUCUCUACAAUCAGCUAAAGCAAACACCCAACUACAAACAUAUUCUACGUGCCGUAAGUUUUGAUGGUGUCUUCAUAGUAUUAUCCCAGCAUGCUGUCGGAUUGAUAAAGGUUCUCAACUUGCUAGUGUUACGAUCCACUUCACCGCUGAUACCUCCCGGAAGGCGUAUUGAAUAUCUACGAUAUACCAUUAUCACGUACCAGCGAAUAGCAAUCUACGUGCAGCAAAUUCAAACAAUUUUUAAGCAAAUUAGUCUAUCCCAAUUCGUAUUUAGCUUGAUCAUAUAUGGCUUCGUUCUAUUCGAAUUGAGUUUUGGUUUAGAAUCAAGCAUAACAAUCUUCAUCCGAAUGAUAAUGUACAUUGCGGCCGGUGGAACCCAAAUUGUUAUAUAUUGUUACAAUGGCCAGCAGCUAACUACAGUGAGCGAGCAAAUUCCGUUUUCAUUUUACACGUCUAAAUGGUACGAAGAAUCGGAAAAGUUUAAACAACUUAUUCGUAUGAUGAUUUUGCGAACUCAUCGUAACUUCCACUUGGAGGUUUCAUGGUUUACUUUGAUGAAUUUGGCCACUUUAAUUGCUCUAUUCAGGAUGAGCGGUUCGUACUUUUUGUUAUUGCGCAACCUUCAAGAAAACUAA